CCGGCGUACCAUACACGCUUCAGCUUCAAAGAGCUUCAACCCUCAUCUCGUGCAUAUCCUCUCGAGGGCAGCACUGACACAAGGAUAGAAGUCUCAACAGUCGACGCGGCAUCGAAUACAAGCGGGACGAAAUGGGCGACAAUGGCACGCCUGCGCCGCCAAUGCCACUGGCAUGGUCGCGGUCUAGUGGUACAAGUGGCCCAAGCUUGGAACCCUGCCGGCGUGGCGAGCCGUGGUUUGACGAUGGGAACAUCAUUCUCCAGGCAGGCGAUACCAUGUUCAAAGUUCACAUGGGGGUGCUAGCGAAGCACUCGUUGGUUUUCAAGGACCUUUCCACGAUUCCUCAACCAGUCGAUGCGCAAAAUCACGGAGAUACCCCGAUCGCCGAGUUGCAUGACCACCCCAAGGAACUCGCUCGCCUUCUGGAUGCUUUCUAUUGCGGUCCCAUCUUCCUGCGAAACGAGAUGCCAGACUUUGCGUCUGUCACAUCUCUCCUCCGUAUCGGACAUAAGUAUACUGCAGAGAGCCUCUGCGAGGACUGUCUCGGACGCCUCCGAAAAGCCUUUCCACUUCGGAGCGCAUUUCCGUAUCCCUUCAGAACCUGCGAAGUUACCGACCACUUACCAGGUUUCGUGCUUGAAGAUGCCAUUGAGGUCGUCAAUCUAGCUCGUCUUAUCUGUGCGGCCGAUUUACUCCCAGCGGCACUGUACGUGUGCUGCCAACUGGACCAUCGCACUCUACUACAUCGAUUGUCCCCCUUCCGCGUCAACGGCACAGACCGCGGCCUUUCCUUGGAUGAUCUCGAGCGUUGCCUGGACGGGAGGGUGCAGCUCUGCCGUAUAUAUGCGGAGAUGUCGAUGAAGCUCUUUGGUCCGCACGAUCCUACAACAAAUCGUUGCUGCACGGCCAAACAGGCAUGCCCUACCAACAAAGCGCGAAUGCUAGAGUCGUUCGCGUGGCCGUCGUCGGCGUGCACUGCGGACGUAAUGGACGGUCAUCUGAACCUUUGGAUGGUCAUUGAAAGAGCAAAAGUGUGCGAGUCUUGCGAGGCGGCUAUGCACGAUACACACGGGAAGGUUCAGAAAGCGGUUUGGAAGGCCCUACCGACAUUAUUACGUUUGGAGGGAGUCGUGGAGACUGAGGCUCGAUGACUCGGGCAUGAUGACUCUGAGGAAAAUUCGGACGAAGUCGUGGCGAUCUCGGCCAGAAACGCUUGCUAGCCUUGACUAAGUCACAUCGGCAUCAUACAACCGUGAGCGGGUCAGAGUUGGGUCAGCGGCUUGAUACUCUGGCCGCAGCGUUGGUAUGGGCGUGUGUCAGUGUCAAGUCCCCCACCGAUGAACGUGGACCGCUUGCAUGUAAAUGCAUACUUGACACCCGUGGCCCGCACGACGCCUUGCUAUAAAUUAGACAAUGGCGUCCAUUGAAUGCUUCAGCGCAUCCAUGACCCACCUCACGUACUCUAUCGU
This is a messenger RNA of Rhodofomes roseus, 1469 nucleotides long. RefSeq lists its product as uncharacterized. The record is from RefSeq and is a predicted model, not a curated record. The coding region runs from base 132 to 1151 and encodes 339 amino acids. Gene Ontology annotation, molecular function: protein binding. NCBI's taxonomy places the organism in Eukaryota, Fungi, Basidiomycota, Agaricomycetes, Polyporales, Fomitopsidaceae. The transcript has 3 exons.